AUGGAUCCGCCAGUAAGUCGUAUUGGUUGGAAUAAUGAUCAAAAUCAUAAAAUCGAUGACAAAAUUAUGCAAACUCGAAGAGAAAUCGAAAAAGCAAAAAAUAUAAUGAAAGAAAAUGUGCAAAAAAUAAUGGAAAGACAACAGAAUUUGGAUGAAUUGGUUGAAAGAGCACGUAAGUGUUUUUAUAGAUCUGCAAACACUUCACGAUAAAUUGCACACAUUUUCAGAGCGCCUUGAAGCAGCAUCAGAUGAAUAUGUCAAAUGUGCUGUGAGAAUUCAACGUAAAGCUCAUUGGCGUCAUUAUGCGGUGCAAUAUUCAAUGAUUGGUGCAACUGCUAUUUGCACUGUUUUGGGUCUCGUUUGGACUUUUGUAUGA
Caenorhabditis angaria is the source of this 376-nucleotide messenger RNA. The record is from the annotation of a GenBank genome assembly. Lineage: Eukaryota; Metazoa; Nematoda; Chromadorea; Rhabditida; Rhabditidae.